AUGGUGAAAGGUGAGAGGCCACAUAACCUGAAGUAUAAUGAAAUCACUGUGUCAAAUAUGGUGAAAAAGAUUGGAAUCCGUUUCAAACCAAAUAAAGCGGUUUGGAGGUACCGAAAAAUGGCCAAUGCUGUGGAGAGACAGAAGGUGAAAGAGUGGAAAAGCUUGUUUCCCCAAAAACUCAGCAACAAAAUUGCACAGAAAUCUGUAGAAAAGUCUUUUUCGAGUUUCAACGAUACGAUUGCCUUGAAAAUAGAACAAAGAGAGCAAGAGGAAUGCGGGCACCGGGCAGUAGGGAGCCAACUUGACUAUGUUUCCUAA
Dovyalis caffra is the source of this 318-nucleotide messenger RNA. The record is from the annotation of a GenBank genome assembly. NCBI's taxonomy places the organism in Eukaryota, Viridiplantae, Streptophyta, Magnoliopsida, Malpighiales, Salicaceae.